This is a messenger RNA of Neohortaea acidophila, 1815 nucleotides long. RefSeq lists its product as uncharacterized. Gene Ontology annotation, molecular function: oxidoreductase activity. Bases 1 to 1815 code for a protein of 604 amino acids. The record is from RefSeq and is a predicted model, not a curated record. The transcript is spliced from 3 exons. Lineage: Eukaryota; Fungi; Ascomycota; Dothideomycetes; Mycosphaerellales; Teratosphaeriaceae.
AUGGCUCCUCAACCCAAGUCGCCGGGAUCAGCAACUCUGCUGAACCCACACAAAAUCCGCCAAUCGCCCUUCUACUCCCACAUCGCCCAAACAAUCGGCCCAGUAAACAUAGUGAUGUUCGCAGGCCAAAUCGGAGCGCGGCCAGACGGCAGCGUAGCUUCAGAUCCCGUCGAGCAAAUCGAAGAAGCAUUCAACAAUCUUCGCCGCUGCUUGGAAGCCGCCGGUGCGCGCGUGCAGGACAUCGUCAAACUGACGUACUACAUUGUCGAUUUCGACCACACCAACCCGCGACAUCGAAAGCCCUUGCUCGAGUUCCUGGGAGAGCAUAGGCCGCCUACGACUCUGGUUCCCGUGACUGCACUGGCGUUGCCGGAGUUUGUCUUUGAGGUUGAUGCUACUGUCGCUAUUCCUCAGAGUCCACCGGCGAGAUACGAUGUCGUGGUAGUGGGCGGUGGUCUCAGCGGUCUCCAAGCUGCACGAGACCUCCACAGAGCCGGGCUGAGCGUCAAAGUACUCGAAGCUCGCGAUAGAGUGGGCGGCAAGACUUACUCCCGCCCGGCACAAGGCAGUGUCUGCGAUGUCGGUGCCGCGUGGAUCAACGACACGAAUCAGUCCAAGAUGUUUGCUCUGGCUCAACGGUAUGGAUUGGAUCUUGUUGUGCAGAAUACUAAAGGCAGUAUUGUUGUCGAUGACGGCAUUGGCGAAUUCAAAACGCAUCCUUACGGCCAGUUGAAUGCAAAUGAGAACGACAAGGAGCGGAUUGCAGAUAUUGUACGCAUUCGGGAUUUGUUCGAAGAGACGUGUCAAAAGAUCGACAUUCAAAAUCCUGUCGCAUCUGGACUUCGAAUCCGCGCAGACCUCGACAAACUUACAUUCGAGCAGUGGCUCAGAUCGCAUGGCCCCUUCCAUGAAGACGUCAUCAAUGCGCUGGCAGUCGGUACAAGAGCCAUGCUCGGCGUGGAGCCAUCGGAGCUGUCUGCUCUCUACUUCCUCGACUACUGCAAAUCCGGCGGCGGCUACAUGCUCAUGCGAUCAGACACCAAAAACGGCGGACAGUACUUGCGAAUCGCCCAAGGAACGCAAUCCUUCAGCCGAGGACUAGCAGCAGAGUUACCCGACGAUGCCGUUGCCCUGAUGUCUCCCGUCCGCCGCAUCGAGAACAUCCCUGGCGGAGUGCGAGUCUCGUCCGCCAGAGGAGUCUACGAAGCUUCGCGAGUCAUCGUCUCCGUCCCCACACCCUUAUACAACGAAAUCACCUUCGUUCCCGCUUUGCCGCAGAAGAAACUGGACCUCGCGGCCUCGACUCGACUAGGAGAUUACUGCAAGUCCAUAGUCUUCUACAAAACACCCUGGUGGAGAGAACACGGGCUCUGCGGGCUGGCGCAGUCGUCGCACGGCCCGUUCGCCGUGACGAGAGAUAGCAGCGUCGACGCCGACGGGCAUUACAGUCUGACGUGUUUCGUGGUGGGCCAGCCGGCGCGGGAUUGGAUGGUUCUUCCGCGGGAGAAACGCGACGAGGCGGUGCUGGAGCAGAUUCGGAAGCUGUACGGGCCGUUUGCACCGGUGCCGGAGCCGGUGGAGAUUGUGGAGCAGAUUUGGCAGGAUGAGCAGUGGAGUCAGGGAUGUCCUUGCCCCGUCAUGGGUCCUGGAGGCUUAACGCGGUUUGAGCAUGUCCUCCGAGCACCCGUUGGCAGGAUCCAUUUUGUCGGCACGGAAACGGCUUAUGAGUGGAAAGGGUAUAUGGAGGGCGCCGUGCGUUCGGGCGAAAGAGGAGCACAAGAGGUGUUGCUGAGUCUCAAUCGAGCGAAGAUCUAG